AAGAACUACACAUAAAUCCGCGCAAGAUGGCUGCACACUGCAGAAGGCCGGCAUCCGGUACUACCUAAACCUUCUUCCGGGUCACGUGACAAGGUCAAUGAUCACAUGACCGAAAGUGCUGAAGGCGGAAGUGAAGAAGAGAGUGGUGUAGCUGGUUUUAUAUAAUGGCAUCAUCAAGUUCUAAUCAAACUAGUGAUGGAUUUACCCAAGAAAAAUUACAGCUCAGCGUGAAAGAAAAGAGUGUACCUUUGCAACUUAACCUUCAAGCAACAAACAGAGGAAGCAGGGCGUCUGGGGAGGAGCUAACCAUCGCCCUAGAUGAGCACAGGGAAGCAGGGAGUGCUCCUAUCUAUACAGAAAUGGAGAAUGCAGACUCUGAAAUGGUUUUUGAGAAUGGUCAUUAUGCCCUGGAAAAAAUGAGCUCUCCUCAAAGUGUAAGCAGUGGCCCCAGCCAGCCAAUAACGGACCAGAAUAACAGGAGCAGCAUCACUGUGCUAGUCAAUGGAGUAAGCUCCCAUGCAACGAGAUCAGAAUUGGGGGUGUCUGCACAAGAUGAAGUUUCCAGCAAUGUUAACAGCCCUUCACCUUCAUCGGGCUCAGAAUUACGCUCAGUAGACAACGAGGACACGCAUUCCUUGCGGCCUUCUGCUCUGACCCCCACUGCAGAGGGCCUUCCACCUGGGUGGGAGCAGAGAGAACUGAGCAAUGGACGGGUUUACUACGUAGACCAUAACACCAAGAGCACUACGUGGGAGAAACCCUUACCCCUCGGCUGGGAGAAACGUGUGGAUAACAGGGGUCGGUUCUAUUACGUUGACCACAAUACUCAAACAACCACAUGGCAGAGGCCCACAGCAGAGUAUGUCAGAAACUAUGAGCAAUGGCAGUCGCAGAGGAAUCAAAUGCAGGGUGCCAUGCAACAGCUGAACCAGCGUUUCCUGUAUCAGCCCUCAUCUGCUGCUCCUGACAAUGACCCGCUUGGUGCGCUACCCAAUGGAUGGGAGAAGCGUCAGGAUAAUGGCCGGGUGUAUUACGUGAAUCAUAAUACUCGAACCACACAGUGGGAAGAUCCAAGGACUCAGGGCAUGAUUCAGGAGCCAGCACUACCCCCGGGCUGGGAAAUGAAAUAUACUAGUGAAGGCAUACGCUACUUUGUUGAUCAUAACAAGCGUGCUACGACUUUUAAAGAUCCUCGUCCAGGUUUUGACUCAGGGGUCAAGCAGGGAGGCUCACCUGGAGCAUAUGACCGAAGUUUCCGUUGGAAAUACCAUCAGUUCCGCUUCCUGUGCCAUUCAAAUGCUCUCCCAAGCCAUGUAAAGAUCAGUGUAUCCCGACAGACACUAUUUGAGGAUUCCUUCCAGCAGAUAAUGAAUAUGAAGCCAUACGAUCUCCGAAGACGUCUCUACAUAAUAAUGCGUGGAGAGGAAGGUCUGGACUAUGGUGGAAUUGCCAGGGAAUGGUUCUUUCUGUUGUCACACGAGGUGCUAAACCCCAUGUACUGUCUGUUUGAGUAUGCCGGCAAGAACAACUACUGUUUACAGAUCAACCCUGCUUCAUCCAUUAACCCUGAUCACCUUACUUACUUCAGGUUCAUUGGUCGAUUUAUUGCCAUGGCUCUUUACCAUGGGAAGUUUAUUGACACAGGCUUUACCCUACCAUUUUAUAAGAGGAUGUUAAACAAGAAACCAUCCUUGCGGGACCUUGAAUCCAUCGAUCCGGAAUUUUACAACUCCAUUAUGUGGAUUAAGGAUAACAAUCUUGAGGAAUGUGAACUGGAGCUUUACUUUGUGCAGGACAUGGAAAUUCUGGGUGAAGUGACAUCUCAUAAGCUGAAGGAAGGGGGUGAAAACAUCCUUGUGACUGAAGAAAACAAAGAGGAAUUUAUUAGGCUGCUUACAGACUGGCGUUUCACUCGAGGAGUUGAAGAGCAAACCAGUGCUUUCCUGGAUGGCUUCAAAGAGGUUGUUCCCCUGGAGUGGCUCCAGUACUUUGAUGAGAAGGAACUUGAGCUAAUGCUCUGCGGCAUGCAAGAGAUUGAUAUUGCAGAUUGGCAGAAGAAUACAAUAUAUCGUCACUAUACCAAAAACAGCAAGCAGGUUCAGUGGUUUUGGCAGGUGGUGAAAGAGAUGGACAAUGAAAAAAGGAUCCGGCUGCUGCAGUUUGUAACUGGAACAUGUCGCCUUCCAGUGGGUGGAUUUGUAGAAUUAAUAGGUAGCAACGGACCUCAGAAGUUUUGCAUCGACAGAGUUGGUAAAGAUACUUGGCUGCCACGGAGUCACACAUGCUUUAAUCGUUUGGAUCUUCCUCCUUACAAGAGUUACGAGCAGCUUAAAGAGAAGAUGCUUUUUGCCAUUGAAGAGACAGAAGGAUUUGGCCAGGAAUGAUCAAAAAUGGCUCAUCUAAGAUGAAAGAACCUGGAGGAAAUAAAAGAAGCCUGCCUAAAUGUUUGCAUAAGUGUAGCUUGACUGGUAGUAUUUGGGACAGACAUUUCUGUAUAUUAUAGGUGUGGUAUGUCUGUUUAAGCAGGCUGAGCCCCUAGGAAGCACAAUGUGUUUCAUUUAUCAGCAGGUUCUUAUGUUUCUAAAAAUCAAAAGUUCCAAAAAAAGUUGCAUUAUGUUGGAUUCAGUUUGGACUUUGGCUAGUUAACGCAAUGCUCUUCCUUAGGCUUCUUCUUGAUUCUUUACCUAUAUUUUGAUAUUUUAGUUGUGCAAAUAAGCUUCUGUUGUAUUCAGCACCAAUGCUUCCAUUUGUGCUCUCUCUAUACAGUUUAUGGUAACCUAUUGUUCUACAUUUUAUCUUUAAUUACCUUUCUAGAUUAUAUCUGAGGAGUUUUCGAUACUGGAUCAACCAUAUCCAUUCAGUAUUGUAGCUCAGUUCAGGGGCAGCCUAAAAAUAUAGAGAUGGUGAAUGGGAGAAAGAUAAGUAGAAAGCUGAUAUUGUACAAGUAUGGGACCUGUUAUCCAGAAUGUUCCGGACCUAGGGUUUUCCGGAUAAUGGAUCUUUCUGUAAUUUGGAUCUUCAUACCUUAAGUCUACUAGAAAAACAUGAAAUAAACCCAAAAAGGCUGGUUUUGCUUCCAAUAAGGAUUAAUUAAAUCUUAGUUUGGCUCAAAUGCAAGAUAUUGUUUUAUUAUAACAGAGAAAAAUUAAAUAUUUUUUAAACUAUGAGAUUAUUUGGAUACUAUGGAUUCUAUGGGAGACAACCUUUCUGUAAUUUGGAGCUUUCUGGAUAACGGGUUUACGGAUAACAGAUCCCAUACCUGUACCACCAAAAUUAUCUUCAGAUGAUCCUGCCAUGAAGGCAGCAAGACUGACCUAAACUUUUGAUUUAGAGGAACUAGUGGCCCAUUUUAACUGGUCUCUGGUUGACAAAGGAUGAUGGAACUAGUCAUUUAACAACAUUGAAGGAUUGGCAUGCUCUUUAUUUAAAGGGAUACUAGCAUCAAUAUUUGAAAGUUUUAUUUGUGUUUAUAAAAGAUUGGUUUGUUGGAAAAAGAUUCUCUUGCAUUUUAAAAAUUUAUGGUAACAUUAUAUUCUUUCAUUGUUAGGGAAGUUUUUUUUUCAUCUUUGUUGUGUAGCCAUUUCUGUAUAUAUAGAAUCAGUUCACUAGUCUCGCAAGGCUUGUGACAAAAACAAGUAUCUUUUCUCUGGGAGGCUCAUAAUGUAUAAUGUAUAAUCAUAAUCAUAUAUCUUGUUUAUAUGUCUGAAGUCUGAAGCCUAGAGAGGACUUUAGUAAAUGUAUGUAGAACUGUGAGAUGAAUUAGAAAGGUUAACUAAGGCAAAACAACCAAUACCACUAACAUUUUUUAAAUUUCUGAAUAUAUAAAAGUAGAUCUCUUGUGUGAUGAAAUAAUCCAUCUUAUGUGAUGACCCUUUAAGGAAUGGUCUGGUUAAAGAAACUGAACUAUAUCCUUUCAUAACACCAUAAUAGCCUUUUUGGUAUUGGCUAGGAUGUUGGUUAGUAUGGAAGUAUUGGAAAAAAAUAUAUGACUCUAUUAAUCCUCCAUGAUGAAGUACUGUAGCUGUCUUUCCUAAAAUUGUCCUGCUUUCUCUGUUGAAUGUUGUUUUGUAUGUUUUAAUCACAGCCAUCUGUUAAUAUUUGUAACUGUGUUGGAUAACAGCAAAUGUACAUAGAAUGUAUAUAGAAGAUCUAUAUUAUAUAUAAAAAUUGAAAAAAAAAACGACACUUGCAAGAGCUUUGGAUGAAUCACCAAAGUUUGUUUUUUUUUCAGCACUGAUCUGCGUCCAUGAUGCUAAAUUUCCUGUGCAAUAAACAUGCUGAGAUUUG
This is a messenger RNA of Xenopus laevis (African clawed frog), 4287 nucleotides long. RefSeq names its product WW domain containing E3 ubiquitin protein ligase 2 S homeolog (gene wwp2.S). Bases 165 to 2384 code for a protein of 739 amino acids. The record is from RefSeq and is a predicted model, not a curated record. Gene Ontology annotation, biological process: ubiquitin-dependent protein catabolic process; protein K63-linked ubiquitination; negative regulation of transcription by RNA polymerase II. Lineage: Eukaryota; Metazoa; Chordata; Amphibia; Anura; Pipidae. Gene Ontology annotation, cellular component: nucleus; cytoplasm. The transcript has 22 exons. Gene Ontology annotation, molecular function: ubiquitin protein ligase activity; RNA polymerase II-specific DNA-binding transcription factor binding; ubiquitin-protein transferase activity.